Molecule: messenger RNA, 2321 nt
Organism: Solanum verrucosum
Lineage: Eukaryota; Viridiplantae; Streptophyta; Magnoliopsida; Solanales; Solanaceae
Product: probable serine/threonine-protein kinase At1g54610
Exons: 8
Coding region: 128-2146 (672 amino acids)
Biological process (GO): protein phosphorylation; positive regulation of transcription elongation by RNA polymerase II
Cellular component (GO): nucleus; cyclin-dependent protein kinase holoenzyme complex
Molecular function (GO): ATP binding; RNA polymerase II CTD heptapeptide repeat kinase activity; cyclin-dependent protein serine/threonine kinase activity
Source: RefSeq, a predicted model, not a curated record
GAUGAUUUGGUGAAUGAAAAGAUUGUUUAAGCAUUUGUUGGAUGGUUUUCUUGGAAAAAUGGUUUUUUGCUAAGCCUGGUAUUGUGGGGCAGUAGCUUGAGGAAGGUCUUUGAUUGGUUUGUUGAAUAUGGGUUGUGUUUGUGGUAAACUUUCUCGAAAGGUCAAAGAUCGUCGGGAUGGCCAAAAGAAGAGAGAGUUAGAUAAAGGGGCAUCAGCUGUGAGUUCAAAGAGAGAAAAGAGUUUUAGGGUGAAAGAGAAAUCGGAGAAUGGUGAUAUAAGUGUUGGUUCAUUCGACAGGAAGCCUAAUGGAUCUAAAAAGGUUGGGGACAAUAACUGCGAGAAGCUUGAAGUUGUCCCAAAAGCAAUGGAAGGAGAGUUGAUUGCUGCAGGAUGGCCUUCUUCGCUUGCUGCAGUAGCCGGUGAAGCUAUUAAUGGUUGGAUUCCACGCAAGGCUGAUACUUUUGAGAAAUUAGACAAGAUUGGUCAAGGGACUUAUAGUAGUGUAUACAAGGCUCGUGACCUGGUUAAUGAUAAAGUUGUUGCGCUUAAAAGAGUGAGGUUCGAAAAAAUGGAUCCUGAAAGUAUCAGAUUUAUGGCAAGGGAGAUUGUUAUUCUGCGAAGGCUUGAUCAUCCAAAUAUCAUCAAAUUGGAAGGCUUGAUCGUAUCAAGAACAUCUUGUAGUCUGUACCUUGUAUUUGAGUACAUGGAGCAUGAUCUCACUGGACUGGCAGCUCUUCCUGGUAUUAAAUUUACAGAGCCACAGGUUAAAUGUUACAUGCGGCAGCUUUUAAGUGGACUUGACCAUUGCCACAAUCGGGGUGUUCUGCAUCGGGACAUCAAGGGUUCUAAUCUUCUCAUUGACAAUCAUGGCACUUUAAAGAUUGCAGAUUUUGGGUUGGCAAACUUUUUCGAUAACCAGCAAAUUGUUCCAUUAACAAGCCGUGUUGUGACUCUUUGGUAUCGACCACCAGAGCUCUUACUCGGAGCAAGUCAUUAUGGAACUGCAGUAGACUUGUGGAGUACUGGCUGCAUUCUCGGAGAAUUAUAUGUUGCCAAGCCCAUAAUGCCCGGUAGGACAGAGGUGGAACAACUACAUAAGAUCUUUAAGCUUUGUGGUUCACCAACUGUGGAUUAUUGGAAGAAAACAAAACUAUCCUAUUCAGCAGUAUUUAAACCUAUACAGCCUUACAAGCGGUGUAUUGGCGAAAGAUUUAAGGAGCUUCCUCCAUCUGCCGUGGGGUUACUGGAGACAUUACUUUCUAUAGAUCCUGCACUUAGAGGAACAGCAGUUGGGGCUCUUGAGAGUGAGUUCUUCACCACGAAGCCAUUUGCUUGUGAUCCUUCAAGUUUGCCAACAUACCCUCCCAGCAAGGAAAUUGAUGCAAAAAUGCGGGAAGAGGAAGCUAGAAGAGGAGGGACUACAAAUGGAUCAAAAGAACGUCAAGCAGUUCCAGCACGUGAUGCUAAUGCCAAGCUGGCUAGCUCAAUGCAGAGGAGGCCGAGCAGUUCCAAUCCUAAGAGCCAAAGUGACCGGUUCAAUCCCUCGAAGGAAGCUGCUGCUCGUUUUCCAAAUGAUCCUCCUAAACCAUCACAAGCAGUGAAAGAAACUGCGAAAGAUCACAUGGAGAAUCUUUCAGAUAGAUUUUCAGCCAAAGAUAACCUCGACGAUCUUUCAGAGACAUUUUCCCAUUCAGUCCCUCUGGCUCUAGGGGUAUUUGGGAAGAAAUAUGAUGAUAUCUCCAUUGGUCCCAACAGAGCUGACUUGUCAGACUUAGUAGCAUCCAGGUCCGUUGUGUCCGGAGACAAUCGAGAUAGAUGUGUUCAGCUACAAUCAGCCCAUCAAGUAGAAAGGACAGCACGGCUUCUAGACGAACAAUCAAGGAAGCAGGAUCAGAAGUAUUUCACGCAGAACUUUGCUAGUUCUCAUCAAUUUGAAAGUGGAAGGACUUGUACGAAGGAGGCAAAUCUGUAUGACCCUUCUGACAAGGGAAACAAAAUCCAUUAUUCUGGUUCACUAUUAGUUGCAUCAAAUAAAGUGGAUCAAAUGCUUAAAGAUCGCGAUCGUCACAUUCAGGAAGCUGCUCGACGAGCAAGGCUCGAGAAGGCACGAGCAGGUCAGGCUCAUGCUCAGGUGCGAGGAAUGUGAAAAACAUGUAACUCUAUAGUUAUAUAUAUGUAUGUCUAGUUUAGGAACAAGGUAGAUAAGCAUAUAUAGAGAAAGGAGAGAUUUUUCUUGUAAAUCAUAAGUAGCUCUAUGUAUAUUAUCUUUUGAGGAAUAUUAUAUAUUUAUAUUUCUUAUAGAAUAAAAGAGAAAACCAAGA